AUGAAUUCAAUAUAUAAUGAUUUGAAGCAAAAAGAAUUAUUAUUAAAGAACGAAGAAUUAUUAUUAACAAAAAUAUCAACGUCCCAAAUUAGCAUUUUUAAUGCAUCAAAAGAAUUUAAAAAUAGUUUUAUCUUUUAUUUUAAAAAUGAGGAACAUUCUAUUCACCGAGUUGAAAAUACUGACAAGGCUAUUCAUUAUGAUAAAAGUUAUGGUCCAUCUUUUGGGAAAACUGAUCUUUCUUUCUAUUCUACCCCUGAUUUUCCGAAACCAAGAUGGAAAUGCAAAAAGAAAUGCUAUGAAGAAUUAAAAUUAGAUGAGUUAAAUUUAGAUCGAUAUAAAACUGUUAAUGUAGAAGAUUAUGAAGAUCAUAACCCUUAUCCUCAAAAGGGAUACAGGAUUAUUGCGUUAAAGGUGCCUGGUGUUAAGCCAUAG
Molecule: messenger RNA, 432 nt
Organism: Scutellospora calospora
Lineage: Eukaryota; Fungi; Glomeromycota; Glomeromycetes; Diversisporales; Gigasporaceae
Source: the annotation of a GenBank genome assembly